This is a messenger RNA of Capra hircus (goat), 1798 nucleotides long. RefSeq names its product reticulon 4 receptor (gene RTN4R). The transcript is spliced from 2 exons. Bases 99 to 1520 code for a protein of 473 amino acids. Gene Ontology annotation, cellular component: plasma membrane. Gene Ontology annotation, molecular function: protein binding. The record is from RefSeq and is a predicted model, not a curated record. Lineage: Eukaryota; Metazoa; Chordata; Mammalia; Artiodactyla; Bovidae.
CGGAGCGGCGGCGCCUGGAUGCGGACCCGGCCGCGGGCGGACGGGCGCCGGCCCCGGAGCGACUUUCGGUUCCCGACGCGCCCCGCCCGACCCCUACGAUGAAGAGGGCGUCCGCCAGAGGAAGCCAGCUGCUGGCCUGGGUGCUGUGGCUGCAGGCGUGGAGGGUGGCGGCGCCCUGCCCAGGCGCCUGCGUGUGCUACAGCGAACCCAAGGUGACCACCAGCUGCCCGCAGCAGGGUCUGCAGGCUGUGCCCGCCGACAUCCCGGCCGCCAGCCAGCGAGUCUUCCUGCACGGCAACCGCAUUGCGUACGUGCCCGCCGCCGGCUUCCGCGCCUGCCGCAACCUCACCAUCCUGUGGUUGCAUUCAAACGCGCUGGCCCACAUCGACGCGGCCGCCUUCUCCGGCCUGGCGCUCCUGGAGCAGCUGGACCUCAGCGACAACGCGCAGCUGCGGGCUGUGGACCCCGCCACGUUCCGGGGCCUGGGCCGGCUACACACGCUGCACCUGGACCGCUGCGGCCUGCGGGAGCUGGGCCCCGGCCUGUUCCGCGGCCUGGCCGCCCUGCAGUACCUCUACCUGCAGGACAACGGGCUGCAGGCACUUCCCGACGACGCCUUCAGCGACCUGGGCAACCUCACGCACCUCUUCCUGCACGGCAACCGCAUCCCCAGCGUGCCCGAGCGCGCCUUCCGCGGCCUGCACAGCCUCGACCGCCUUCUGCUGCACCAGAACCGCGUGGCGCGCGUGCACCCGCACGCCUUCCGGGACCUCGGCCGUCUCAUGACGCUUUACCUGUUCGCCAACAACCUCUCCGCGUUGCCCGCGGAGGCCCUGGCGCCCCUGAGGUCCCUGCAGUACCUGCGGCUCAACGACAACCCCUGGGUGUGCGAUUGCCGGGCGCGCCCGCUCUGGGCCUGGCUGCAGCAGUUCCGCGGCUCCUCGUCAGAGCUGCCCUGCAGCCUGCCCGCGCGCCUGGCCGGCCGUGACCUCAAGCGCUUGGCCGCCCCGGAUCUGGAGGGUUGCGCCGUGGCCUCGCGGCCGGCCCCUCCCAUCUGGACCGGCGGGCCUGCCGACGAGGAGCCUCUGGGGCUGCCCAAGUGCUGCCAGCCGGACGCCAUGGACAAGGCCUCGGUGCUGGAGGCUGGGAGGCCCGCCUCGGCCGGCAACGCUCUCAAGGGACGAGUCCCACCCGGCGACAUCGCACCGGGCAACCGCUCUGGCCCCCGGCACAUCAACGACUCGCCCUUCGGGACCCUGCCGGGCUCGGCGGAGCCCCCCCUGACCGCGGUGCAGCCUGAGAGUUCUCAGCCCCCGGGCUCCCCCACCACGGGCCCACGAAGGCGGCCGGGCUGUUCCCGCAAGAACCGCACGCGCAGCCAGUGCCGUCUGGGCCAGGCGGGCAGUGGGGGCGGCGGGAGCGGCGGGGUGGAGGGCUCAGGCGCCCCACCCGGCCUCGCCUGCGGCCUCGUCCCCCUGGCUCUGACGCUGGUGCUGUGGACGGUGCUCGGGCGCUGUUGACUGGCCCCCGAGCGCAAGGCCUCACUCAGCAGCUGGGUGUGUGUACAUACGGGGUCCCCUCGCACCACCAGCCAGCCGGCCGCCCGCCCUCCCUAGCGGCGCUGCCCACCGUCCGCCUGCCUGCCCUCCCCAUCUCCACCCGUCAUGUUUACAGGGCACGGCGGGGCGUUUGUUCCAGAACGCCGCCUCCCGCCCGGAACGCAGUAUAUAGAGAUAUGCAUUUUAUUUUACUUGUGUAAAAAUACUGGACGAUGUGGAAUAAAGAGCUCUUUUCGUAA